This is a messenger RNA of Cyprinodon variegatus (sheepshead minnow), 4278 nucleotides long. It is a transcript of the gene gnaz, whose product is annotated as guanine nucleotide binding protein (G protein), alpha z polypeptide. Gene Ontology annotation, molecular function: GTP binding; G-protein beta/gamma-subunit complex binding; G protein-coupled receptor binding. Bases 768 to 1835 code for a protein of 355 amino acids. Gene Ontology annotation, biological process: adenylate cyclase-modulating G protein-coupled receptor signaling pathway. NCBI's taxonomy places the organism in Eukaryota, Metazoa, Chordata, Actinopteri, Cyprinodontiformes, Cyprinodontidae. Gene Ontology annotation, cellular component: heterotrimeric G-protein complex. The transcript has 3 exons. The record is from RefSeq and is a predicted model, not a curated record.
AGAGAGAGAGAGAGAGAGAGAGAGGGAGAGAGAGAGAGAGAGGUGUACUUUUUGUGUGCACUGAAUAUGAGGACGACAAGAAGAUGGAGCAGAAGCACUGAAGGUGGAUUGCACUGAGCCUUUUCUCUUCUUGCAAGGCUUGUCUGCAGUAUCCUUUUGUAAACGGAUGCCAGCUUGAGUUGACGGCAUCCUAUCCUUGGGGAAAUAUCUAAGAAGAGAAGAGGAAGAUUUUUUUCCUUAUCACCUGGAAUAAACACAACAGGCUAAAUACCAAGCAAAAGUGCAUGGUUACAACAGAGCACCAGAGCCAUGUGGGAGGAGAGUGAUUGGGAAUUCAUAUUUGGAAGCAACAAGUCCAUGUUCUCUGCUGACAUACAGUAAUCUUUCUCCAGCCUUUCACCAGUACUUUUCCUCAGAGGCAGCCCCUGCUAUGAACCUCAGCUCUGUUGGCUUCAGUAGGCGGUCCAAUCUCAGUGCCAGGCACUGUGUGGGCAUCCCACAAGUCUGGGUUUUGCCCACACAGAAAUCACAGAUUGAAUACCCCUGUGCCACUCCUCUGUGUGGUCAAUUUACUGUCUUGUGUUAAAACUGAUCUGUAGCAGUUUUUCUCUACAUCCUUCCCUGCGUCUUUGCACUCAACAGAAUUAGUCUUCAACUCCUUCGCCACCACCACAAGCACCUCCUUUUGAUCCACCUCUUCUUUAUAAUUUGCUUUCCCAUCCAGCACCAGCACGAGUUCCUUUGUGCUAACGACGUGGUGGAGGACCAUGGGAUGCCGUCAGAGCUCGGAGGAGAAGGAGGCGGCUCGGCGCUCAAGGCGGAUUGACCGCCAUCUGCGCUCAGAAAGUCAACGGCAAAGGCGUGAGAUCAAGCUUCUCCUGUUGGGGACCAGCAACUCCGGCAAGAGCACCAUUGUUAAACAGAUGAAAAUCAUUCACAGUGGUGGCUUCAACCUGGAAGCCUGCAAGGAGUACAAGCCUCUCAUCCUAUACAAUGCUAUCGACUCUCUCACCCGCAUCAUCCGGGCCCUCACAACCCUUAAGAUAGACUUUCACAAUGCUGACCGCGCCUACGACGCUGUUCAGCUCUUUGCCCUCACAGGGCCAGCUGAGAGUAAAGGGGAGAUCACUCCAGAGCUGCUGGGGGUGAUGAAACGUCUGUGGGCAGACGCAGGGGUUCAGGAGUGCUUUCAGCGCUCCAACGAAUACCACUUAGAGGAUAACACUGCCUACUACCUAAACGACCUAGACCGCAUCUCUGCGCCUGAGUAUAUCCCCACUGUAGAAGACAUCUUACGCUCCCGGGACAUGACCACAGGCAUCGUGGAGAACAAGUUCACCUUCAAGGAGCUCACCUUUAAGAUGGUGGAUGUUGGUGGACAGCGUUCAGAGAGGAAGAAGUGGAUUCACUGUUUUGAGGGUGUGACUGCAAUCAUAUUCUGUGUUGAACUAAGCGGCUAUGACCUCAAACUCUACGAGGACAACCAAACGAGCCGCAUGGCCGAGAGCUUGCGUCUGUUUGACUCCAUCUGCAACAACAACUGGUUCACCAACACGUCACUCAUCCUCUUCCUUAACAAGAAGGACUUGCUGGCUGAGAAGAUAAAACGCAUUCCCUUGACAGUGUGCUUCCCAGACUACAAAGGGCAGAACACCUAUGAGGAGGCAGCCGUCUAUGUGCAGCGGCAGUUCGAGGAUCUGAACCGCAACAAAGAGACCAAGGAGAUCUACUCGCACUUCACCUGUGCCACCGAUACCAGCAACAUCCAAUUUGUGUUUGAUGCUGUCACGGACGUGAUCAUCCAGAACAAUCUUAAGUAUAUUGGGCUAUGCUAGGACCUGUCACUAGGUGGGAGGCGGGGUUGGGUGGGUUUGGCCGGCAGGUGAAAUGCAGGCAGCUCAGCGCCCAAAAGAGCGCACUAUAUUAGUAUGUCUACUUUCAGGAAGGGCAGCAGAGAACUGAAGAUAAAAACCUGUAUUAAGAAAGUCGGUUUGGACUAUACAGUAGAUUCAAAAGAGCUGCCAGGCCAUGGGCAGGGUGGGAGUUUUUACCCUAUGUGUUUGCACUGAAUAUAAGUAUGCAGAGACACCACACAUAAACACACACACACACACGUACAUCUUUAUGGUUUGUUCACACAAAAGGUAUUUGGGUCAACUCUCUUUUGACAGAGCGACACUGGAAACUUCAAGAUGACUACCCUUGUCAAACCUAAGAGUGAGAUCCUCCACUUAACUGGCUGUUUUUCCCCCCCUUUCUUUAUUUGCCUGAGUCAAUUGAUGCUGCUUUGAGAUAAAAAAAAAUCUUGACAAAUCGAUGCUGUUUGUUUAGGGGUGGGAGGAUGGGUCUUCACCUAUUUGUUAGGAAACAGCAAGCGCACCUAAUUAGGUGCAAAGUAAGCCUCUGCUUCUGAGGGGGGAAAAAGUCUGUAGAUAUGAUGUCAAAAGGGUUGCUGCCAAAAAAAAGGAAACUGCCACAACCUGAAAAUUUUAAUUCUAACUUUUUCAGCACAGCAGUGCCUUGUAAACACAUAGCCCCCCUGAAAACUUCAGUCUUUUGUUACGCUACAAACACAAAGUUUAAUUGGUCAUUAGGUUUUAUGUAAUGGAUCAGCACAAAGUAGUGCAUUAUUGAAGAGUGGAAUAAAAAUAAGAAAUAGUUUUCCAUUUAAUUAAAACAAUAUUUGUUGUGCAUUUAUGUUUAUCCCCCUUUUAUUUUAUGCCUCCUUUAAUAAGUAUAUAAUAGUAUAUAUGUAUAUAUACCACAAUAGUAUAUAUACAUAAAGUUUAUGAUAAAAUUAAAUGUACUCCAGCAUCAAAACCGACAUGUACUUUGAUGAUUUGAAAACAUUUGAGGUUCCACUGAAGUCUAACAACUUUUUAAGGCUUACCCAGACAUGACAAAAGAGAAACAUUAAUAACAGUAUAACCAGCAGCUUAAAGAACAUUAGGGAACAGCACCUUGAAGACCAAGGAACAAAUUUGACUGGUCAAAGGUAAUCCUGUGGGGAUGUUUAAAUAGUAGAUAGAGACCAAAUUUCCACAACUUUACACUUCUUAUGGUGUUAAGCUGUCUCCUCCUUAAAAUGCAAAAUGUUGGAACAGCUGCAAAGUUACCAAAACCACAGCACAUAGUGGAUUUUGCAGAAAUCUUUUUUUAAAACUGAAACAGAAAAUUAAUAAAAUACAGAGCCAUACUGAAAGCACACUUGUUAGAGGGUGCAAAACAUCUGGAGGACUACAGAUAGAGGCCCGAGGCCCAGUCAAAGUCCAGAGCUAAAUCUUAUUAAGAAUCUGUAGCACAGGCUGAAAUUUAAAAGAUAGACACUCAGCCUGCAACAAGGGUUAGCGUUAGGAAUUUUGCAUUAUGGAGUUGGUAAGAUAUUGAAUCUCUGAUAUUAGCUUGAAGUGACAAAAGACCAAAUACUAAUAAUAAUUUAGCAUUAGGUUAAAAGGACUUCUGAAGGCAGUUGAUUGCCUAAUUUUAUUUUAUGUUGUCAGAAUAAGGGGAUAAAUAUAAAUUCAAUCCAGAUCUUUCAGAUUUUUGUCCAUUUAAUGUCUUGGGGAAAUUUGCUUCCAAAUGAUGCACUAGUUUGUUCUGGCUUAUCAAAUGAACUUACUGUAAGUGAAAUAAAACAUUGAAAUUCAGGUGGUAAAAUUCCAUUUGCAGGGCACUGUAUUACUGAUCUUUCCUCUGGUUGACCCUCCAAUGUUGUUCUUUUGUUCUCCUCAUUUUUCUUUAAUCGUUUUGUGCUUUUAAAAGAAAUAAAAAAAAAAACUCUCUCAGACCUGCUCUUAAUAGCAGGCCUCUGAUUAAAAAUACCUAAGGUAUGUUACACUCAGAUGAGAGUAAAAGUAUUUAUAACCGUUCCAAGAGUCCAGUGAGCGACAACAAAAAACCGUGCCAACAUCAGUUUGUAAAUAAAACCAGAUCCCAUGCAUUUUUUUUCCAUUUUUGUUUUUAUGGAAAAUACAUUAAAACAUGCAUGAUUUUGUUACUUUGGGAUAUUAAUAUAUAUUUUCUUUGGGAUUAUGUUUUUCUUUUCUCCAGUUUAAAUAAUAUAUUCCCAAAAAAUAUAUAUAAAAGUCAAACACUGUGUACGAUUGUACAGUUCUCAGAGAGAAAUCUAUUGAAAAAGAAUUUUAUGAAUAUAAAAACACUGAGAAAAAAUGUUAUGUUGACAAAGAAGAUUACAAUGAUGGAAUGACAACAAAACUAUUUCUUUAAUGUCAUUGUGUGAGGAAAAAGUGGAUCAAAGAACAAGAAUUUACAAGAAAA